Iphiclides podalirius (scarce swallowtail) is the source of this 606-nucleotide messenger RNA. The record is from the annotation of a GenBank genome assembly. Lineage: Eukaryota; Metazoa; Arthropoda; Insecta; Lepidoptera; Papilionidae.
AUGGAGAACAAUUUCCGUCAACAAGUUCAGGGGAGACAGAGAGCAGCUCCUCCAAAUCCUCGGAGUUUGAGGAGGGCACAGCAUCGCACCUACCCAAUAACCGUUCUCGUGCAACGACACGCUUAUUUCCAUCUGAGUGUCGCGGAGACUCACAGAAGGUUUUUACGGAUUGUUUACAAUGGAGAGAUCCUCCAAUUAAGAGCCCUACCGUUUGGCCUGUCCUCUGCACCCCGAACGUUUACGGCAGUUUCGAACUGGGUGGCCGAGAUACUUCGGGAGCUGGGCAUACGCCUUUUAGUAUAUCUGGACGACUACCUCCUGGCUUGUCAGGACAGAUCCAAGCUAAUGACACGGGUUGCGGAAACACUGGCCUCCUUGGAAUACUUGGGCGGUGCCUCGAGGACGGCUUCACUGUCGCAGAGCAUAGCUCUUCCUGAGAAGAUUUACUCGAAGAGGACAGAGGAGACAAUUAUGCUCCAGAAUGCGAGAGGACCUGCGGUGGUGGUUGGAUGCAGCCGAGGGCAGUCCAACCCCACUACACAAAAGAGUAAUAACCCAUUUCAUAACCACAGACGCAACGGAUGCGGGCUGGGGAGCAUGCCGGAA